Messenger RNA from Neohortaea acidophila, 1116 nucleotides. RefSeq lists its product as uncharacterized. The coding region runs from base 102 to 1031 and encodes 309 amino acids. The record is from RefSeq and is a predicted model, not a curated record. Gene Ontology annotation, molecular function: structural constituent of ribosome. Gene Ontology annotation, cellular component: mitochondrial large ribosomal subunit. The transcript has a single exon. Lineage: Eukaryota; Fungi; Ascomycota; Dothideomycetes; Mycosphaerellales; Teratosphaeriaceae.
GAUGGAAAAUCGCAGAGGCUGAGGCGGGCGAGUUGUAACUUUUUCUGGCGGCAGGAAAUCUUGGCGACGCUGAGUCAGCAGUGCUUGAGCUGCAACAUCAAAUGUUCUCCUCGAUUUUCGAUGACCAGAUACUCGCAUUGCCUUGUCGUCCAGCUGUCAAGAUGCUCUCCAGAAGCCUCAAGAGAGCUCUUCUUGACUCGAGAUGGCCGGUUCCGCCGACUUUCCUCCUUCCGUGGGCGGCGAACUUGACUACAGUGUCGCACUCCAUGGACACCAAUGCAGUACCUCUUCCUACUGCAGCAUCUCAACACAGUAGCGAUGCACAGCGAUCCGAGUUGCGACCGAGCAGUCGACAGACACCACGAAGCAAUGCCGCCGAAACGAUGCAAUUUUCACCUCCUACCCCACCUCCAACCUCGAGCGCGGCAAAACCUCUAGACCUCUCGCCUUCCCUGCGCGAAAUGCUGCCUCUCCUCAAGGCUCAGGCACCGCAUUACAUCACCGUCCACAUCCACGGCAAACCUUACCUCCUCACCCAAGGCGACACUUUACGAUUACCGUUCUUGAUGCACGGCGUUGAGCCUGGCGAUGUUCUUCGCCUGAAUCGCGCAAUCAACAUUGGAAGCAGAGAUUAUACCCUCAAAGCCGCAGCGGCCGCUCCACCUCUCAAAAGCCCUACAACAGACACAAGGAAUAUUCGAGAGCCAUGGGCGACGCAGAGUGAAAUCAUGCCAUUGCCACCGCUCCCUGCAGAACCAGAGCAGACUCUUGGGUCGGCAACCGUGCAGCACGCGCCACACUUCAUUCCUCAUAUCGCGAAAGGGAAGCACUCGUACAUCGACGACAGACUAUUCGAAUGCCGGGCGACGGUGAUGGCGGUCGAGAGUGAGCCGUUGCGCAUCAAAGAGAAGACGAAACGGAGGCAGAGGAGGGUGAAGAAGGUGAAGAGCAAGCAUCGAUUCACCAUUCUGCGCGUGAAGGAGCUCAAGGUCAGGGGAGUGGAAGAAUUGGAGGGCGCAGAGGAGUCAUGAGCGCCGCAUGUGCGUUUCUUGAACUGCGACUUGAACUACGCACUACCACAAUACGCUUCUAUCUCAAUAAUAUUUUCCAGCGCGC